GUGUCUGUUUAAAGCCUUUCUACACAAAAUGAGGAACCUGAUUGUGUGUGCGCUCGCCCUAGCGCUGAUGACACAAGCUGUUGUGUCUCUGGAGUGUUAUCAUUGCCCUAAUGGCGGAAGAUGCUUCACCACUCAGAAAUGCAGGGAUGACCAGGAUCAAUGUAUUACCAUGUUCUUCCCUCUCAAUGCCAAAUACGCUAAGCGAUGCUCCAGGACGUACGAGUGUGAAGUCAUGAAGGCCAUGGGGGGGUCAGCAGUAAAGGCCAUUUGCUGCGGCACUGACCGGUGCAACCGAUAGACAGGAGGUCCUGCACACUCAAGACCAACACCAGCAGGGUGUCCCUCUCUCCCUGCAGUGUGACUGGAAACCUCACUGAGGGGCCUUGCUGAAAUCUCUCUCUCACACACGCACAUACACACACCAUAUUAUUCUUAUUUUAGAGAAGAACACUCGCUUGCCAUGGGUGUUUUUAGCAGCUGUACUAGUGACUCCAUGGAGAGCACUAAUAAUAAAAGGAUAUUACAGCCCUAUGUCAGCUGCAGUUGCUUUGCCCUUAUGUCCAUUUAUUAACAUUUUUACAACAUAACAAUCAUUCUCUUUUAACUGGUGCUCAUAAAGAUGAGGGCUGAUAAUGCAGGUAACAGACAGGUGGUGCAAGCUUUCCCCAUACACAGCGCUGUCAGUUCUGAUCUACAGCACACCUGUUAUUCCACUCCUGGAUUCACCUGUAUUUCUGCCAGCACAUCUCAACCCUGCACCACAGCAUCUCCUGCUACUCAGUCCUCAAUAACUUGCAUACACCCCACCCCCACAGAGAACUGCUUAUUCCCUUCAAUCCUGCCUUGCAGUCCCGCUGCUGUUCCAGUCCUGGGCUCCCCUCACAGCUCUGCCAAUGCCCCUCAGUCCUUCCCUACAGACAUCGCAGGCUACUGCACAUCACCCACCCACUCCUGUAAUAGGCUCAUGACCUUUGGGUGAGGUACUGAAGUCCUCAAUUCUUGAUUUUAAAAAACUUCAAGUUACAGACCCCAUGCCCCAUGCUGCAGAGCAAUGUGAAUAACCCUCAGAGUCUCUGCCAAGCUGACCUGGGGGAUGAUCUCAUAUGGCAAUGUUAGACCAGGCGCAUAUGGAUGGGACCCUGAGCAUGUGGAUGAGACCAACUAUCCAGACACCUGGGAAAGAAUUCUCUGUAGUAACUCACAGCUCUGAAGGAACAUUAAGACCUUGGGGCCUCAUCUGGAUGUCAGAGGUUUCAGGACAUUAAAGACACUGUCUGCUCAUGAAACUGCUCA
This is a messenger RNA of Mauremys mutica (yellowpond turtle), 1293 nucleotides long. RefSeq names its product CD59B glycoprotein-like. The coding region runs from base 29 to 298 and encodes 89 amino acids. The record is from RefSeq and is a predicted model, not a curated record. Lineage: Eukaryota; Metazoa; Chordata; Testudines; Geoemydidae. The transcript has 3 exons.